This is a messenger RNA of Orbicella faveolata, 5093 nucleotides long. Its product is annotated as melatonin receptor type 1B-like. The record is from RefSeq and is a predicted model, not a curated record. Gene Ontology annotation, cellular component: membrane. Gene Ontology annotation, molecular function: G protein-coupled receptor activity. Gene Ontology annotation, biological process: G protein-coupled receptor signaling pathway. Lineage: Eukaryota; Metazoa; Cnidaria; Anthozoa; Scleractinia; Merulinidae.
AGCACUUUAUGCAAUAUUUAUCAAAGUCUGCAUAAGCGAUUAUUCGGGUUCAUUUGUUCUAUUUAUAACAAGACAAAGGUCAUUUUACAUUACUACUGAACUAUAACGACUAAAGUCAGUUUUUCAACCGAUGAAUAAUUUAGAUAAACCUUCUUUUUCUGUUUACGAAGGCUUUGCUUUAAUAGAGAAUCGACUUUGUUCAUGAGAUAUGAAAUGAAUCCAAACAGGUGAAAAGGUAUGAUUGUGAAUUAUGAGUAAACAGUGAGGUUUGGCUGGUUACGAUUUGGAGAUUUUUUCGGAAAUGCCAUAUAAAAUGUGAAAGAAAAGCUAGAACUAUUGUUGUUUGCGCAACCAAACGGAUGUUUUUCAGACUCUCUCCAUUAAUCCCAGCUGGAACAUCCGAGCUGAAAAUGCGUAAGUUCGUUCUCUUUAUCUAUUCCUACAAAUUUCAGGCAAUGCGCCAAGCAAAUUCUCAGUGGUACUGAUCUCAAACAGGAUUUCCGCUGGGGUAUUGUCGUCCCCUUUAAUUGCACAAACUAUGUACCAAUGGGUUUUCCGACGUAAAUGAGACGAAAGCAACUUUUGCAAAUAACUAACUGCUGAUGUUUUAGCCCUGACAAGAUUCGCGCCCGGACGGCCAAAUAAUAAUCCAACGGUAACUUCUGAGUUUACAAGCAUUUUCAAAUACUUAAUAAAUAAUAUAUGCAAAAUAUUGAAAAAACAAUUGCGUCUGUCACGUAUAUCUCGAGGUCUACUUACCAAGUUUGGUCCAAAGCGAACCUGUUCUGCUUUUAAUUUAGCGCAGUCCUUUAAUUUGAGACUGAAUUAUACAAUGACCAGUCAUAAUAAUUUCUGUUAUCAGGCACGACCAUGUCAAAUACCGGGGAUUUAAACUAAUUAAUGCAAAAUAGUGUCACAUUUUUCAAAAGCUUAAUGGAUGAUCAGGAAUUAGGAAAGUUAAUGAAUAUAAGCAAAUUAAAUCAUAAAUUCUGUUUCCUUGCGGUGAAUGGAUUUCAAAGAGUGCUCAACUCUUAGAGGAGCUAGCAUUGUAUAUUAAUUGAAAUCAGUUCAGGACUUCAGGAGUGAUUCAUCUUUUAUUGCUACAGUCCUGUUUCUUAUAGUCAAAGAGUAACCACAUUUAUAAGGCAACAUCAACCAAUGACCGGUAAAUUAAAUCAUAGGUACGUCUGACAAUGAUAAAUGUCAGUUUUCUUUAAGUCAAAAAGAAAAAAAGACCACUCCCUUCUGCAUUUCGAUGACGCAAAAAUGGUACGUUUUGAUUUUAACCUGGAUUCAUCAUUAUUAUAUUUUGGGAAGGAGGAAAUGAAUUUAGAAGCGCAAGAGACCAUGAUCUAACCUCAUUUUCCCUAGACAAGCGUUAAUAUUGUGUUCAAGAUUGCAAGAUUUGGUUCCAGGCUCCCCUGUCACCUGCCCAGUCUCUUAGUUUCUUUCCACUGUUCUCCUCCAUGUCUCGUGCGGUUGACCACGUUUCCUUUGUUUUCUGGUAUCAAUGUACGUGCAUUUCGUGGAUGUGAGAGAUGAUCAAUUCUGAAGACGUGGCCAAGCCACGCACAUCUCCUCCUUGCCACAUUCUUCCUUUAUCAUUAUUCCAGUCUCUUCAUUAACUAUCCGCAUUGGCCAGCGGAAUGAUCUGUAAUAACCGACGAAGGCCGAUUAUGUGAAAACACGUCCAGGUUUUUCUCGUCCUUUACCUGACGACAAAUUAAAUAAAAAAUACACAAGAUAACGAAGACUCUAGAACUUGCAUUUUUUGGAGACUGAACUAUUGAAACAGAAAGUAAACGUAAUAUAUUUCUCAAUUUAAUCGUUAGACAUGCAUGUGUAAGAUUUACGAAACAAAGGGAAAGCAUUGUAGUCUUUACGUCAUAUUGCUGUCUUAUAGUUUGAAUCAAAAAUCAAAACCAACAACAAAAGUCCUUUAUAAAACACGAUUAGAACACCAUUUGGAGAGGCUUUCCGUAAAUAUCGGCACCAACGUAAUUCAUCUGAUCAGUACAAUUGUUGCUGUCUUGCUGUGCGGGCAGUAUGGUGGAAUUAUCUGCACAGCUUGUCUGAGUGCAACAACGAAAAGUAACGGGAUUUUGUGGAAGUGAGAGAUAUAAGUACCGCAUAACAUUCAAAGCUUGUGGAUUAUCCUUUCUAAGACGCUUAGCAGAGUAAAAAUAGCUGAUAAACUCUUAAAUGGCGGAUUAGUUAAUGUUGAAGAAGAUAUUUCACAUUGGACAUGACGCAGUGCUAUUUGCGCACUGGGGUUUUCUGGGUCUCACGUUUUCCGGAUCUGAAUUGAGCUGAAACAGAAGUAUGUUCAAGUUCAUUAAAACGUGCCAACCAUAUAUCUUAAUUAAGCACUGAUCGGAAUCUAGGAUCAGACGCGCCCAAUUACCGUUUGCACUUCACAGUCAUUCAGAAAACCUGGAAAAGUCUCAAACAGUGAAAAAUGCCGAAGUUUGUCUUAAAGACAAGCAUUACCGUAUUCGAAAGGACUUUUCAAAAGCUUCUAUUCAAGUAGUCACACUCUUGGUUUUUGUCCAAAGACUUAUAAGUUUGGACCAUGUUAAUUAACUCUCGGUUUUGUCGUUAUCUUCAGUGAAAGGGUCGGUUAACCCCUCAUUUCUUGACAUUCUAAACUUAUUAUCCUUUUUCACUUAACUUCUAACUAAAAUUCUGCACAUUGUAGGCGGGACUUUCCCCUCACACGUUCGAUAAAGAUACAAGAAUAGAGUAAGUAAUCAUGAUACACAAAGUCUAACUGUCACUUGUCAAAUUCUCCCAAAUAGUGCUGUAAAAAAUGUAUGAAUACUGUACUACCCAGAAAGGAGAAUUUGCAAGUUGACAUGAAUGCUAGGAGGGUUGGUGCGAUAGGGAAAGAACAGUGGAAGGCGUUUUUGUGUGUUAGAAUGGCAGUAUAUAGCGACAUGUGGCAGCUGGGCUGGUUUUACAUUCACCAGAUUUAACUUCAAAUUUUUUGGGAUAGUAAUAAGAUUACCGAAAGAUUUGCAACCGCUUAUCUAUCAUCCUCCUUAAAAAGUUUUCCAAAGCAUCUACGUGAGGGCUUCUUCUAACAAUGGCAAAUGAAAACGUUCUUACGUUGGUAAAGCCUAAGUGCUUUUCAUUGUAUUUACAAGUUUUAUUCUGAUUUAUUGUGGGAGAUUAACGGCCUUCCAUUAAAAACCCCUAUAUGGAAUGUGAAAUAGAUACCAGGGAUAGAUCUGUCCAUUAGGACUUUAUAAUCCGACCGGGAGGUCAGUAUAUAAGAACCGUAUUUACUCCAAUAUGAACAUUCUUCUAUGUUAGACUGAUAAGACGAAGGAAAAGUUUGGCUUCUUUCUACAAGGACCGACCAGAAACUGCGAGGGAAACUGAACUUGCUUUAAGCCCGUGUCAUCCAGCAGAUGAUGGACUCAACUGUGGCGCCUAGUUUCCAAUGGUCCUCAUUAUCUAUCGGUCUGUUGGUCCCCUUUGUCAGUCUUGUCAUUCUAUUGGGAAUGAUCGGAAAUACUCUUGUUGUGAUUGUCCUGUGGCAGCAACAACGUCGCUCGCAACGCAUAACUGGAAGUUAUUUCCUCAUAAAUCUCGCGAUUGCGGAUAUUUUCGCCUCAGCGAAUUUGAUAUUUAUGUUGUCCACCAUUAUCAACCGCGGCGAGUGGAUUUUUGGAGAACACGUCUGUAAACUGAAUGGUUUCUUGACAGUCCUGUUGGGCUCGACGUCGCUCCUUACUCUGUGUGCAAUCAGUAUAAACAGGUAUUUCAAGAUCGUCGAGGGUGGAAAGUACAACAGGAUUUACACCAUCAACAAUACCCUGCGAAUUCUGGCGGUCACGUGGCUUGUGCCAUUUGUGUUGUCAAUCGCGCCCAUCUUUGGCUGGUCUGCGCAUGAGUAUCAGGUCGGGAAAUGUGUCUGCCAUUUUUUGUUCAGCCGCAACAUCUCCUACACGAUAACAUUUGCUCUCAUCAUUGUGAUAGCGCCCUUCUCCAUAAUACUCUUCUGCUAUCUAAAAAUCUACAAAAUUAUUAAGUCCCAUGGAGCAAUCAUGGAAAAUCUCCGCCGGAGCCAGCCGUCAGUUAAUGUCGAAGACGUCCGAAUCGCUACCACAUUGUUUACAGUCAUCAUCGUGUUCAUUAUCUGCUACAUUCCCGCCAGUGUGGUGAACAUUGUGCAAAUGGUGCAGCCUGGUUUCAAUAUACCUCACUGGUUAGACAUGAUGUCUUUCCUCUUAGUGGUCUCCAACCAUGCUAACAACCCUUUGAUCUACAACGCGCUCAACCGUUCCUUCAGACAGGCAUUCAAAGAGGUACUGCGUCUACAGCCCCGUGAAGACUCGCAUGGUACGAGCGAGAGUGGCGCCAAGUGUACGGGCCCCCGAAGCGUACAGAGCGGCGGAGGCACAAUGGGACGGUCUCCUACCAACCCGUGCUAUCAACACUCUAGCAGUUCUCAUGGCUCUUGUGAAAAACACGCUCCUGAAAAUAUUGACGACGUUGACUCUUUAGAGAAAAACGCUCCAGUAUGUGUUUGUCAACACAAGUCUUCAAGCUGCUGAAUCUUGGCUGUAAAACUGUCUGAUGUUCUAAACUAAAGGACCUCAAGUAUAGCAGACGCUAUAUUCAAGUCCAUUAUGCUCCUCUGCUUUUAAGUAGAAGCAUAGAAGCAGUAGUAUAGAGGUUCGUCUCGAGAGCCUUAGAGACGUACCUUUAGAUAAGAACCUAGAAUUACAACAUAAAUUUUAACUACGCAAUUGAUUUCUGUCCUGCUGAUCACUUAGUUUCACGAGGCUUGCCUAUUACGUUUUAUACCAUACCACAGAAAAUACAGUCAAUGGCAUGAGAAUACAGGAAAGCCGUCGUAUAGGCGAAUCUUUGCUGGCGUCAUUGUUUACGUUUGUCCUCAUUAACAUACGACUUUGCGCAUAGAAGGCAUCAUGCUAGACACGAUUUUAUUCGCAAAAACUUAAAGAGCUUGUGAAACUUAGUAGGUGGUGAAAGUUUUGGCUCUUUUGUUGUGAUAUUCGAGGAGAAAUUGGCUUUCAAAAACAUCAAAAUUUCUGUGUGGCAAAAGCGCUAAUGAGCUCAUA